AUGGCUGGUGGACCACUGCCCCACUGGGUUUGUGGUGAGAGUGGUCCCGCCAACACCCGGAACCAGGCAUCACCUGAAACCUCCAGCAGGCCGAGUAGCGUCUACGAGAACUUUCGGCGCUGGCAGAACUUCAAGGCCCUGACCCGGAGGUACCUUCCUCAGACUCCGGACACUGAGGCCGUUUCCUGCUUCCUCAUCCCGGUUCUGCGCACCCUGGCCCGCCUGAAGCCCACCAUGAGCCUGGAGGAAGGCCUGCGCCGGGCCCUGCGGGAAUGGGAGGGCACGAGCUAUUUUGACCGCAUGAUCUACUACGACAUGGCUGCCAAGUUCAUGGAGUUUGAGGCUGAGGAAGAGAUGGAAGCGCAGAAGCUGCAGUGGAUGAAUGGAGUACAGGGCCUGCCAACCACUGCCCCACCCAGGCCUGAGCCUCAGGGGGCUCCAGGCCCACCGCUAGGCCAGCGGGCCCCCAAAACCAAGGCCCCCAAGGAGAUCCCCCCUGAGACCAUGCAGGAGAACAUGGAUAUCAUGGACGAGCAGCUAAAGGCCCCCGAUACAGUCUGCGGGGCGCCCCUUGGCCGAAGGGCAGCGGGCAUGAAGGAGCAGCAGGAGGAGGCCGGGACCUGCCCUGACCCGGGGCUCCUGAGCUAUGUGUACGAGCUGUGCUCCCAGGAGGCCUUUGUCACCAAGGUCGAGGCAGUCAUUCAUCCCAGCUUCCUGGCGCACCUGCUCUCCCCAGAAUCCCAGCUGGAUCUCCUGGACCUGGCUGAGGAGCUCGAGGAGGAGGAAGGAAUUGUGGAAAAGCGUCUACAGACUGCGCUGGACAAGGAGGUCCAGAAGAGUGGUCUGGCCACCACCCGAAACCAGGCAUUGCCAAAAACCUCCAGCAGUCCCAAUAGCGUCUAUGAGAACUUCCGGCGCUGGCAGAGCUUCAAGGCCCUGACCCGGCAGUACAUUCCUCAGACUCUGGACACUGAGGCCCUUUCCUGCUUCCUUAUCCCAGGGCUGCGCACCUUGGCCUGCCUGAAGCCCACCAUGGGCCUGGAGGAAGGCCUGCGCCGUGCCUUGCGGGAAUGGCAUGGCACGAGCAACUUUGACCGCAUAAUCUACUACGACGUGGCUGCCAAGUGA
Molecule: messenger RNA, 1128 nt
Organism: Sorex fumeus (smoky shrew)
Lineage: Eukaryota; Metazoa; Chordata; Mammalia; Eulipotyphla; Soricidae
Product: NUT family member 2G-like
Exons: 9
Coding region: 1-1128 (375 amino acids)
Source: RefSeq, a predicted model, not a curated record